AUGGACGACUUAGAUCGCGAGCUGCAGCUCUUUGAGCUCGAACGCCAAGCGGCCAUGGACGCCAUCAGCAAUACUCUGCAAGGAAUCACGGGUCGACUCGACACCUUAUACGCCAUGGUCGCUGAAAUGAAAGACGACAUCCGCACCGGACAAUGUAGAUGGACACUUUCACCGGACGUUGCCAUCGCUACCCAGACUCCGUCACCCGAGCAAUGCGAAUUUCUGAACUUCAUCUUUGCGCUCGGUGUCUCCGCGCAGAGCAUGGCACUGUGGCAUGCACGGUGUCAUGUAAUCUCUGUCGCGCUCGUCGUUCCAUAUUCGUCUACUGCUGCUCAUACGUCAUCCCCUAUUCGUUGCUGCUGCUGUCUAUCCGUCGCCGCAUAUUCGUCUGCUGCUGCUUGCCUGCCUUCGCCUAGCCGUCGGUCUGCUCCCAGUUGUGUAUCCAUCGUCGCAUAUUCGUCUGCUGCUGCUUGA
Molecule: messenger RNA, 474 nt
Organism: Ostertagia ostertagi
Lineage: Eukaryota; Metazoa; Nematoda; Chromadorea; Rhabditida; Trichostrongylidae
Source: the annotation of a GenBank genome assembly